GUUGCCAGGGGAUCCCCACACCGGAAAAUCGACAAAUCGCAAAUGAGGGGGGAAACUGCCGCUGUGUUGUGUUGUGUUGCGCCCAGAUUUAGACUUGACUUUUUGCGACAGCGACGACACCCGACGACAGAGCACCGAGAGCGUCUGCUGGCCGCCAGACGACAAGAGCGACGACGGAAACGAUAGCUUUUACGAAUUAACGACCUGUCAGCGAAAGAACAUCAUCCUGUUCCUGUACUCUGCUAUUGCGACCCGAUCAUCACCACCACCACAACAUAACAACCCCGCGCACCGCGAUACUUCUCCUAUCCGCCGUUGUCCACCAUGGACAACGUCAGCUUCGAUAUCAACGAUGCGCUCAAGCAUUACAUGAGUGAUCCAGCGGCCAUUCCAACCCCCGAGGCCGACAGCGCGCUGGUUGACUGCGAAAAUGACCCCGAGUCCCUCUCGGACAAUGCCAUCAUCAACGGGGUGCUAAAUCCCAUUGUGGAUGCCGUUGCCGAGAACCCAGAUGCCAUCACCAGAAGCAGCAUCUUCGAUUCAUUACAGUUCCUACUAAAGUGUGCACCCAUUUCCCCUGUUUCUUCUUCGCUUGUUCCCAACAACUCCUUCUCCUCUUCGAUGAUGGCAGGAACGCCUCCUUCCAAGGAGCCCCGUCCACCAGAUCCCGGUGCGCCAGCUUGUCGUAUGAAAGAACCUGUUUCUGAACUGUUUAAACUAUCCAGGUACACAUCCUAUCUCUCCGCCCAUGCUCUGAGCAAGAUAUUUGAUUUGAUCACCUCCGGGAUGGCCACCGAGGCCGAUGUCAUCCACCAUGACCUCGAAUCUGACGAGCAGGAACUCAUCGCCCACCACAAGAUGCUUCUCGAGAUGUACGGUUUUCUUCUUCAGUGGACGAUCGCCGCCGUCGAGACCAAGGCGGCCGAAAAGUCCUCCGCCAACAUGCCAGCACGCCGAGGCAAGCCAAAAGGCAGGAAGGAGGUCGGCAAGGACGGCAGCUGGGACUCUUCGACACAGCUCGAGAUUGCCCUCAACACCAUGUGCAAGGUUCUUCGGUUAAAGUUGGGCAGGAUCUUUCUCACAACCUCGGAGCGCGACACCUUCAUCUCCCUGCUCACCCGCCCGGUUUAUAUGAUACUCGAGAGCGAGCAGCGGGUUAAAAAUACCAGCAUCCGAAUGCACACCUUCAAGGUGCUGUGUGUGGCCGUCAAGCAUCACGGGCAUGCUUAUGCCGCCCAAAUCUCCAUUGUACAAAAUCUCACAUAUUUCGAGCAUCUCUCGGAGCCCAUGGCCGAGCUGCUCCACAUCCUGGCCGAACAAUACGACUACCCACAGCUGGCAGAUGAGAUUCUGAGAGAGCUGAGCAACAAGGAGUUCAACAGCAAUGACAACAAGGGACCAAAAUCUGUUUCGACCUUCAUGGUCAAGCUGUCCGAGCUGGCCCCCAGACUGAUCAUUAAGCAAGUCACUCUGUUGGCCAAGCAGCUCGACAGUGAAUCGCACACCCUCCGCAGCGCCCUCAUCGAAGUGUUUGGAAACAUGCUUGUCUACCUCAGCAAGUCGGAUGAACGAGGAGAGAACCACAAGUCACAGAUGAAUGCCUUUUUCGAUGUGUUGGAGGAAAGAUUCUUGGAUAUUAACCCCUACUGCCGUUGCAGGACGAUGCAAGUCUAUCUCAAGAUUUGUGAGCUGGAGCAAAAGUUUCCCAAGAGGAGACAAAAAGCCGCCGAGUUGGCCUGCCAGAGUUUGGAGGACAAGAGUAGUCACGUCAGGAGGAACGCCAUCAAGUUGCUGGGCGCGCUGAUCAGGACACAUCCCUUCACCGCGCUUCAUGGUGCACAGCUCGCGAGAAAGGAUUGGCAGGAUCGGUUGGACAAGGUGGAUGCCGAGCUUGAUGCUCUGAAGCCUCCGGUUGAUGCGCCAGGCCUUGACGGGAACGCCAACACCACCGUGGAUGCCGGACUGCUCGACGAUGCCACCCAGAUUGACGCGACACAGCUCGACCCAUCACAAAAGUCGCCUGCCGAAAUGACCGAGGAGGAAAAGGUGGCCGCCAUUCGUAAAGCCCAAGAAGAGGCUGCCACAUCAGAGGCUAUCGAGAAGCUCACUCUCACCAAGAGAUACUACAGCGAGGCGCUCAAGUUUAUCGAUGUUCUUCACGAGGCCACCAUCACCGUUUGCCAGCUUCUUGGCUCCAAGAACAAGAGCGAGGUCAUUGAGGCCAUGGACUUCUUCGAGAUUGGCGAUGCCUACAAUAUCGAACAGAACAAGGUUGGCAUCCGGCGCAUGCUGAGACUGAUCUGGACCAAGGGCAACAGCGACGAGGGCAAGGGUGUGCAGACUCACCUCAUCGAGUGCUACAAGCGUCUCUUCUUUGAGGCGCCCGACAGCUUCAGCCCCAACGAUGCGGCCAACUACAUUGCCCGCAACAUGAUCAGUCUGACUUUUGGUGCUACUCCUGCUGAGCUCACCUCGCUUGAGCAGCUGCUGGCUACCAUGAUGAAGCAGGGCAUGAUUCCCGAGAUUGUGAUUGCCAAGCUCUGGCAGGUGUACGGUGUCCAGAAGAGGGAGAUUUCGCGCAAGCAGAGAAGGGGCGCCAUCAUUGUGCUCGGUAUGCUGGCCACUGCCAGCCCAGAGAUUGUCGUGGGUGAGAUGGAAACCAUGUUGCGCACUGGUCUCGGGUCUCACGGCCGUGCCGACUUGCAGCUUGCCAAGUUUACUUGUGUUGCUCUUAGGCGCAUCAACCCAAGUGGCCGCUCAGCCAAGGAGUCUGCCAUCAAGUUCUCCAGGCUGUCUAACGACCAUGCUGUUCUUGCCCGGCUCGCUGCCAUCACCGAGGUUUCUACCGAGAGCAAGGAGUGGUAUGGCGUUGCUGAGCAGGCUAUUAAUGCUAUCUAUGCUCUGUCAAGACAUCCGGAUGUGCUGUGCUCGGAGAUUAUCCGGCGCAAAACCAAGUCUGUUUUCUCGCCGCAGGCGUCCAGGCCAACAUCGAGGGAUGAGUCGGUCCCUUUGUCAAGUGCGAGUCCACCGGCUACUCAAGAUGGUGAGGAGGGUGAUCCAACCCUUCUGGCUCCCCCGACACAAGCCCCUCCCGGGUCCAGCCAGCCACCACAAUCCCCUUCCAAGAAACAAAACAAGGACAACACCGUCGCUCUUUCGCAGCUGUUGUUCAUCGUUGGACAUGUCGCCAUCAAACAAAUUGUACAUCUUGAGCUGUGCGAAUUGGAUUUCAAGCGCCGCAAGCAAGAAAAGGAAAAGUCCGCCGCCGCCGCCAAGGAUGCUUCGACCCUCUCUGCUGGCACCACCACCUCGACCGGGCGCAAAGCAGCCGGCAACAAGCGGAAAUCCGCCGCCGCCCCGGCACCAGAAGAAGACGAAGGCGACGAGCUCGACCUCAUCGGCGGCACGACAGAAGACGACUUUACCGAAGCGAUGGCGCACAUUCGCGAGCGUGAGCUCCUGUACGACGGACGGUCCUUGCUGGCCAUCUUUGGCCCCAUGGUCAGCGAGAUCUGCGCCAACAACACCACGUACAAAGAUCGCAACCUCCAGCAGGCGGCCACGCUGUGCCUGGCCAAGCUGAUGUGCGUCUCGUCUGAGUACUGCGAGGCGAAUCUCCCUCUGCUAAUCACCAUAAUGGAGCGCUCCGCCGACGCGACGGUCCGGUCCAACGCUGUCAUUGCGCUUGGGGACAUGGCUGUGUGCUUUAAUCAUCUUAUUGAUGAGAAUACUGAUUUCUUGUAUCGUCGUCUGGCGGAUUCGGACGCGUCGGUCAAGAGGACUUGUCUCAUGACGUUGACGUUUUUGAUCCUGGCUGGCCAGGUCAAGGUCAAGGGCCAGCUGGGAGAGAUGGCAAAGUGCCUGGAGGAUGAGGACAAGAGGAUUGCGGAUCUGGCGAGGAUGUUCUUUACCGAGCUGUCGACAAAGGACAAUGCGGUUUAUAACCACUUUGUGGACAUGUUUUCGCUGCUGAGUGCCGAUCAGAGGAUUGAUGAGGAGAGUUUCAGGAGGAUAGUGAGGUUUUUGUUGGGGUUUGUUGAGAAGGAUAAACACGCCAAACAGCUGGCGGAUAAACUUGCCGCGAGGCUGCCGAGGUGCGAUACCGAGCGGCAGUGGAACGAUGUUGCUUUUGCCUUGGGGCUGUUGCAGCAUAAGAAUGAGGAGAUUGCCAAGGUGGUUUCCGAGGGGUUUAGGGUUGUUAAGGGGGCUGCGUAAAGGGGGUUGUGUUUGGUGUUGGAUUGCGUGUUGUUGGUCAAAGUUAAAAUACCAGAGCAUCAUGUUUGUUGUUUAUAUCACGUUGAAGGAAGCUUUUAUUUCUCGGGUAUUCGAAACGUUUAUGUCCAAGUUGUAUCGUAGGUGGGUGACUGACGGCG
Molecule: messenger RNA, 4373 nt
Organism: Podospora pseudocomata
Lineage: Eukaryota; Fungi; Ascomycota; Sordariomycetes; Sordariales; Podosporaceae
Gene: cnd1
Product: condensin complex non-SMC subunit Cnd1
Exons: 3
Coding region: 325-4215 (1296 amino acids)
Biological process (GO): mitotic chromosome condensation; mitotic cell cycle; meiotic chromosome condensation
Cellular component (GO): condensin complex; nucleus; condensed chromosome, centromeric region
Molecular function (GO): histone binding
Source: RefSeq, a predicted model, not a curated record